GGCUUGAUUAGUUUGAUGGAUUGAUCCGAACCGUUUGGCUCGGGGCGGACAGGGACAGGGAUUUAGUAUGGUAAACCGUCAGAACAGGCAAGCCCUAAAGCUUUACUCUCUCUUGCGGUCUUGGAUUAAGAAUGGCCGACGAAACCGUCAGAACGGCAUUUUUUGAGAUUCAAGGUCGGAUGAUAGAGAUCACCGGCAAACUCAAGCAGGUUCAGAAUCAGAUGCGAAACAAAGAAGGUGAAAAGAAGCGUGCUUUCUUAACCUUGGAGGAGCUGCGCCAAUUGUCUGAUGAUACAAAUACCUAUAAAUCUAUUGGGAGAACGUUUGUUUUAGAGCCUAAGUCAGAUCUAAUGAAUGAACAAGAGCAAAAGCUGAAGGAUAGUGAAACUGCAAUUGCCUCAUUACAGACUUCAAAGGAAUAUCUAGAGAAACAAAUGGCAGAAGUAGAGAACAACUUGAGAGAGUUAUUGAGUCAAGAUCCAGGCCUAGCUCGUCAGAUCAUGACCAUGAGUGUUAUGUAAAAAUUUUGUUGUUUGUUAGCCCUUUGAACAAACGGAAAUGUAACUUUGUACUGGCUUAUUGGUUUUGAAUAUUUUGUAAUGUCAUCUGUUUUUCUUA
Molecule: messenger RNA, 618 nt
Organism: Ziziphus jujuba (common jujube)
Lineage: Eukaryota; Viridiplantae; Streptophyta; Magnoliopsida; Rosales; Rhamnaceae
Product: prefoldin subunit 1
Exons: 6
Coding region: 132-521 (129 amino acids)
Biological process (GO): protein folding
Cellular component (GO): prefoldin complex; cytoplasm
Molecular function (GO): protein folding chaperone
Source: RefSeq, a predicted model, not a curated record